Molecule: messenger RNA, 1850 nt
Organism: Sinocyclocheilus grahami
Lineage: Eukaryota; Metazoa; Chordata; Actinopteri; Cypriniformes; Cyprinidae
Product: ephrin-B2a
Exons: 5
Coding region: 172-1173 (333 amino acids)
Biological process (GO): axon guidance; ephrin receptor signaling pathway; blood vessel morphogenesis
Cellular component (GO): plasma membrane
Molecular function (GO): ephrin receptor binding
Source: RefSeq, a predicted model, not a curated record
UCCUAUUCAGCAUUUUUUACUUGGUUUUUUUUUUUUAACUUUUUUUCCCGGAACGGGGGAUAUUGAGUUUGGAUUGUCACAAGCAGCACUCCAAACAAGACACUUUCUGUCUUUUUUUCGAAUUAGAAAUUCCCGCGAAACGGAAUUUGACCGUAACGGUCGUAACGGACCAUGGGCGACUCUCUGUGGAGAUAUUACUUUGGAGUUUUAGUCAUCGCGUGCAAGGUGAACCUGUCCCGCGCGCUCAUCCUGGACUCCAUAUACUGGAACACGACGAAUACCAAGUUCGUGCCAGGACAGGGUCUGGUGCUGUAUCCACAGAUCGGGGAUAAGAUGGACAUAGUUUGCCCACGCGUGGAGGGCGGCUCUACGGAAGGAGUGGAGUAUUAUAAACUCUAUAUGGUUCCUCUGGAACAACUAAAGUCCUGUCAGGUCACAAAGGCAGACACGCCUCUACUCAACUGCGUCAAACCGGACCAGGACGUCAAAUUCACCCUCAAAUUCCAGGAGUUCAGCCCAAACCUUUGGGGCCUGGAGUUCUUUAGGGGGAAAGACUACUACAUUAUAUCUACAUCUAAUGGAACGAUGGAAGGACUGGAUAAUCAGGAAGGAGGGGUGUGUAAAACCAAGUCGAUGAAAAUCAUCAUGAAGGUUGGACAAAACCCCUCCGAUCCCUUUUCCCCCAAAGAAUACCCCACCAGUUACCCUCCCAAACACCCCGACGCAGGGGGCAAGGAGACCAAAUCGAAUGAAGUACUUGACAAGCCCGAUGCAUCUCAACAAGGAGAAGAGAAGGGAGAUGGAAAUAAAUCAUCCUCAGUCAUCGGCUCAGAGGUUGCCCUGUUCGCCUGCAUCGCCUCAGCCAGUGUCAUUGUCAUCAUCAUCAUCAUCAUGCUAGUAUUCCUCCUGCUGAAGUAUCGACGACGCCAUCGCAAACACUCACCUCAGCACGCCACCACGCUGUCACUCAGUACAUUAGCCACGCCCAAGAGGGGCGGCAGCGGAGGCAACAACAACGGUUCGGAGCCGAGUGACAUCAUCAUCCCGCUGCGGACUGCUGACAGCGUCUUCUGCCCGCAUUACGAGAAAGUGAGUGGCGAUUACGGACACCCCGUUUACAUUGUACAGGAAAUGCCGCCUCAAAGCCCAGCAAACAUCUAUUAUAAAGUGUGAAAAUGGACACGCUUCUUUUGGACGUUUUAACUCUAACCCCCCACAUGCCCCUCGAUGAACCCCCCGUGGGCGGAAUCAACACCUGAGCUCACCCUCUUCCUACCCCCUCUUAUUUUUUUGUUGUUCUUGUUUAUUUUACAAUAUUGCUGAUUAUUACUCUCGGUAUAGAUGUUGCUGAUGGUGGAGUGACUCUCCUGAUUCGCUGCUCUUGCACCUGCAAAAAUGAAACAAACAAAUAGAAAAUGACAAAAAAGACAACAGAAACCCUCCGGGAGAUUGAGGUGCACUACAACGGAUACUAUAGCAUUUGUAUGAGGGAAUGUGUGUGAAUCAGACGAGCAGGGGAGAGGGGGUUUGAGGGGGUGGCUGUGAAAAGAGAGGUCAAGACAAUGAUUCUUCCUCUUUUUUCCACUACAUCAUCUCCCUUAAAGACACAACACACGGAGAUGGAGAAGAGAAGUGACGUGACCGUAUCACACAGCAAGAAAUAUGAACUUGAGCUGAUUAUUUAGCUUGGCCGAUUAGCUGAUCCAUCUCAAAACAGGAAGUGAAUGCAGCCUAUUGGCCAGAGCUACAGGAAGUGGAUUUAUCGAGGAAGCGGGAAGCUCUCCGGAGCCUACUGUUGGACAUUUGAAUGGACAUCAUCUGUUUUUGCACGUUCACUCGUACUUCACAUU